This is a messenger RNA of Lampris incognitus (smalleye Pacific opah), 3728 nucleotides long. RefSeq names its product GLE1 RNA export mediator (gene gle1). The record is from RefSeq and is a predicted model, not a curated record. Bases 39 to 2141 code for a protein of 700 amino acids. Gene Ontology annotation, biological process: regulation of translational termination; regulation of translational initiation; poly(A)+ mRNA export from nucleus. NCBI's taxonomy places the organism in Eukaryota, Metazoa, Chordata, Actinopteri, Lampriformes, Lampridae. Gene Ontology annotation, molecular function: phospholipid binding; translation initiation factor binding; inositol hexakisphosphate binding. Gene Ontology annotation, cellular component: cytoplasm; nuclear pore; nuclear pore cytoplasmic filaments. The transcript is spliced from 15 exons.
UCGGCUUCCCUUAAGUGUGUUGUGCGCGUUGUUUCGCCAUGCCGGCGGAAAGUGUGCGCUGGGAGACGUUGGAGGCUCUGAAACAGUCCGCGAAGGGACAACUGAAAUACAGCGCGGACUGGCUGGAGAAGGGAGAGGAUGUUUUGUCAGGCUGUAAUGAGGUCCCAAGCCUGUGCCCGCUGUCCGGGUUCAUCCUGGAGAGGCUCAGCCCUCGACCCCAGCAGAAGACCAGCUCGCUGGGCUCCGUCUCCUGCGACUCAAGUCCCAGUCUUCGUGAGGAGAUCCCAGCCUCACUUUCCUCUACAAGCUUAUUACAGGGUGUCUGCGAUGAGGUGAAGCUGGAGGAGGACCAGGCGCAGGAUGUCAGCACUGCGUCGAGUCCCUCCUCACCACCAACCAUCUCCCUGCUGUCCCCCAGAGCCACCCAGAUGGCGGGAUGCAUCCUCAUCUGUGAAGAGAAAUACCGCGCCAAGGCCAAGAUGAAGCUCAGCCAGAGACAGGAAGAGCAGGAGCACCUCACAGCAUCGCUGGCGAGCCGUGAGUCUGAGCAGCUCAAACGCUUGGAGGAGUUCAUGGAGCUGAAGCAGCGGCAGGAGUACCAGAGCGUGAGGGACAUGAUGGACAGGGAAAUUAAAGAGAGCAUUGGGCGUCAAGAGAAGCUGAAAGAAGAACACAGGCACAGGAUGAAGAUCCUCAACCUGCGUCUUCGGGAGGCGGAGCAGCAGCGCCUUCGGGAGGUGGAGCUUGAGCGCCAGCGGCAGGCGGAGGGGAGAGAGAGGCUUCGCAACCUCAACACCAUCCAGGAGGAGAUCCUGAGACUCAACCAGCUCCUGGAACCUUCCACCCAGACCAAGACAGGCCCCGUCCACCCUGACCUCACUUCCUACAUCACCCGCGGCAACCAGCUCUGCUCCCAAGUCUCUGAGGUGGUGCGCACCACGACGGAGGGCCGGUUCCCCAGCAUGGAGGACAUGAUGGUGGCCGAGCGUGCCCUACAGGAGAUGAGGGAGUUGGUCCGCCUGAUGCAGGAGGAGACGGCCAAGUCCCAGGAGAGGAGGAGAAAGGAGCUGGAAGAGGAGGAGGAGUGCAGGAAGCAGGCGGAGGCGCUGGCCCGGCAGGAGGAGCAGAAGAAAGUCGCUGCCUCCACCAAAGAGAAGGUGCUGAGGGAAGCAGGUCUGCAGCUCAGAGCUGAAGACAGCACACUGAAAUGGUACAGGGACCUGCAGGACUCGGCUGCUCAGUGUGCCCAGUCGUUCCAGGAGUUGAACGUCCAGAAGGACAGCCAGACAAAGAAGUUGAGGCUGGAGCUUCAGAAGGCGGCCACCAUCCCCGUCAGCCAGAUCUCCAGCAUCUCGGGCUCGCAGCUCAGAGAGAUCUUUGACAAGAUGGACAAGCUGCUCUCCGGGCGCUCAGUGCUUUCUGGUGGGAAGUCCAUCUCCACCUCCCUGCACCCCAAAGGCCUGGAGUUCGUCAGCUACAAACUGGCUGAGAAGUUUGUGAAACAAGGAGAGGAGGAGGUGGCGUCGCACUAUGAGGCGGCGUUCCCCAUCGCUGUGGUAGCGUCUGGUGUGUGGGAGCUCCACCCCCGGGUGGGUGACCUGAUCCUCGCCCACCUGCAUAGGAAGUGUCCGUAUGCCGUGCCGUAUUUCCCCCCCAUGAAGGAAGGCACCCCCAUGGAGGAAUACCAGAGGAUGCUGGGUUACCGAGUGGAUGACUCUGGGGUCGAAGGUCAGGACAGCUUUCUGAAGAGGAUGUCAGGAAUGAUCCGCCUGUAUGCAGCCAUCAUCCAGUUGAGGUGGCCCUACGGCUCUACGCAGACGACUGACCCACACGGGCUGAACCACGGCUGGCGCUGGCUGGCCCAGACCCUCAACAUGGAGCCUCUGGCUGACGUGACGGCAACGCUGCUGCUGGACUUCCUGGAGGUUUGUGGCCAUGCUUUGAUGAAGCAGUACCAGGGACAGUUCUGGAAGCUGAUUCUGCUCAUCAGAGAGGAUUACUUCGCGAGGAUCGAGGCGGUGACCAGCACUGGACAGAUGGGCUCAGUCACCAGACUAAAGCACUUCCUGGAGAUGUGUCUGAGAAGCAAGCAGGUCAGUCCACCUAAAGGCCAGCUAACCUCCGCCUUCUGGAGGUCCUGAUGGAGGCCAAACUUGGACAUCCAGCAGAGCCACCAUCUGGCGUCCGACACCGCGGAGGACGACGCGGUGACACAGGCUGAAGACAGGAAGUUGGCCUCAGCUGCUGGAUGGAUGCUGCUGAAACCUCCGUGGACACCACUGUUGGACGAAACCCCUCAAAUCCAGUUAGCUAGCCUUCAUGUGGACUUCCUGUUGUAUGUAAACACAGUGUGUCUGGGAAACCAGCGGGCGGCGUCUGGUAACUUAUGAGCUGGAGAUUUAAACGGAGCCUUACUGGUGGAUAGAAACCAGUUGGGUUCGUCGCCUGUGUUCUUUAUCGAUGGUUUUUGGAGAAAACCGUCCUCAUCUGUAUCCGCUGGUUCCUCCGAUAGACCAGAAACACGUCACUGCUGGUUUCCACGGGUUUAGAACAGGCAGUUCAUAUGAUGCAGAUGACAGGCAAGUUUAUUUGUUCUUUCAUUUUAAAGAAAAUAAUGUUUUAUCAAAGAAAUCUUUCUUUUUUUUUUCCUUCUCUGUGUGUGGAGAUGGUCAGAUGGAUGUAGCCUCCAGUUACCCUGAAUACUUCUGAAUUUUAACCACCGUAAUUAUCUGGGGGAGCACGUGGAAACUGUCUUCUUUUAUGUUUUCGAAGAGGCGGCGCGGUGGUGCAGUGGUUAGCGCUGUCGCCUCACAGCAAGAAGGUCCUGGGUUCGAACCCCGGGGUAGUCCAACCUUGGGGGUCAUCCCGGGUCAUCCUCUGUGUGGAGUUUGCAUGUUCUCCCCGUGUCUGUGUGGGUUUCCUCCGGGUGCUCCGGUUUCCUCCCACAGUCCAAAGACAUGUAGGUCAGGUGAAUCGGCCGUACUACAUUGCCCCCAAGUGUGAAUGUGUGUGUGUGUGUUUGUGUGUUUGUGUUGGCCCUGUGUGAUGGCCUGGCGGCCUGUCCAGGGUGUCUCCCCGCCUGCCGCACAGUAACUGCUGGGAUAGGCUCCAGCAUCCCCGUGACCCUGAGAGCAGGAUCGGCGGUUGGGAUGAUGGAUGUUUGGAAGAUGUGUUGUUCAGAUUUGCAGGGGGGAGUUCGGCAUUCCUCUAACGAGAGUGAUCUGAUCACCCCUGUGACGUUGGCGUCGAACCUGCGACUUAAACUGGGUGUAGGUUCCAGUGCUUAUGCUCUUAAUAUGACGUGUGACCUCCAUAUUUGUUUUUAUGCAUGUUAAAAAUUGUGGUUUGAUAAACUGUACCGCUGCCGAUCUUAACAGAGCAUAAAGGAAAUGAGUGGAAUUAAAAAUGUAUUUUUACACCUUAUAUGAAUCAUUUUAACCAAAACCAGUCGGUCUUGUAAAGACCCUCCAGUCUUCAGAAACGUGUUGUUUUGUAAUCAUAUCUUAUGGUGACUCGUAAAGAAGAGGGGUCAAUAUUUCCUUCUUUUUUUUUUUUGCAGAAAUAUGAGAUCAGUCUGGAGUCAAACCUUUGGACUGGAGAAGUACGCGUGUGUAAAUGUCAGAGUACGAAUCUAAAACACGAGCGGUUCUGAUUCUGUUGGGUGGGUGUUGCAGAAUAUUUUGUCAAGACUCCCCGUCUGGAAAUAAACGUCACCAUUCACUGGAACU